Macrosiphum euphorbiae (potato aphid) is the source of this 267-nucleotide messenger RNA. The record is from the annotation of a GenBank genome assembly. NCBI's taxonomy places the organism in Eukaryota, Metazoa, Arthropoda, Insecta, Hemiptera, Aphididae.
AUGGCGACCAUGCGAAACCGUACCGUGUUAAAAAUUCAACAAAAUAUGAAUAUUUUAAAGAAGCCAGUGGAAGAAAAGAACGUGGUUAUCUUAGGUAAUGGUUAUGGUAUUGGGAAACUCAAUAUAUUUUCUCUAAUACAAAAUAAGAAAAAUAAUAUUUUGGACGACGUUACAAAAUUAAUUUCAAAAAAUGGACAGCAAAAUUCGGCAGCUAUUAUAAAGCCAACAGGUACUGUAAAAGUAAAAUACAGUGAUACUUCCAUGUAA